This is a messenger RNA of Gorilla gorilla gorilla (western lowland gorilla), 1573 nucleotides long. RefSeq names its product GA-binding protein alpha chain-like. Gene Ontology annotation, biological process: cell differentiation; regulation of transcription by RNA polymerase II. The coding region runs from base 60 to 1421 and encodes 453 amino acids. The record is from RefSeq and is a predicted model, not a curated record. Gene Ontology annotation, molecular function: DNA-binding transcription factor activity, RNA polymerase II-specific; sequence-specific DNA binding. Lineage: Eukaryota; Metazoa; Chordata; Mammalia; Primates; Hominidae. The transcript has a single exon. Gene Ontology annotation, cellular component: nucleus.
CGGGCGGGGGCGACAGGGCCGAUUCUGGAGUGGGACUGAGCCUUUGAAAUACUCCAGCCAUGACUAAAAGAGAAGCAGAGGCGCUGAUAGAAAUUGAGAUUGAUGGAACAGAGAAAGCAGAGUGCACAGAAGAAAGCAUUGUAGAACAAACCUACGCGACAGCUGAAUGUGUAAGCCAGGCCAUAGACAUCAAUGAACCAACAGGCAAUUUAAAGAAACUGCUAGAACCAAGACUACAGUGUUCUUUGGAUGCUCAUGAAAUUUGUCUGCGAGAUAUCCAGCUGGAUCCAGAACGAAGUUUAUUUGACCAAGGAGUAAAAACAGAUGGAACUGUACAGCUUAGUGGACAGGUAAUUUCUUACCAAGGAAUUGAACCACAAUUAAACAUCCUUGAAAUUGUUAAACCUGCGGACACUGUUGAGAUUGUUAUUGAUCCACAUUCCCACCAUGCUGAAUCAGAAGCACAUCUUGUUGAAGAAGCUCAAGUGAUAACUCUUGAUGGCACAAAACACAUCACAACCAUUUCAGAUGAAACUUCAGAACAAGUAACAAGAUGGGCUGCUGCACUGGAAGGCUAUAGGAAAGAACAAGAACGCCUUGGGAUACCCUAUGAUCCCAUACAGUGGUCCACAGACCAAGUCCUGCAUUGGGUGGUUUGGGUAAUGAAGGAAUUCAGCAUGACCGAUAUAGACCUCACCACACUCAACAUUUCGGGGAGAGAAUUAUGUAGUCUCAACCAAGAAGAUUUUUUUCAGCGGGUUCCUCGGGGAGAAAUUCUCUGGAGUCAUCUGGAACUUCUCCGAAAAUAUGUAUUGGCAAGUCAAGAACAGCAGAUGAAUGAAAUAGUUACAAUUGAUCAACCUGUGCAAAUUAUUCCAGCAUCAGUGCAAUCUGCUACACCUACUACCAUUAAAGUUAUAAAUAGUAGUGCGAAGGCAGCCAAAGUACAAAGAGUGCCGAGGAUUUCAGAAGAUAGAAGCUCAUCUGGGAACAGAACAGGAAACAAUGGCCAAAUCCAACUAUGGCAGUUUUUGCUAGAACUUCUUACUGAUAAGGACGCUCGAGACUGUAUUUCUUGGGUUGGUGAUGAAGGUGAAUUUAAGCUAAAUCAGCCUGAACUGGUUGCACAAAAAUGGGGACAGCAUAAAAAUAAGCCUACGAUGAACUAUGAGAAACUCAGUCGUGCAUUAAGAUAUUAUUAUGAUGGGGACAUGAUUUGUAAAGUUCAAGGCAAGAGAUUUGUGUACAAGUUUGUCUGUGACUUGAAGACUCUUACUGGAUACAGUGCAGCAGAGUUGAACCGUUUGGUCACAGAAUGUGAACAGAAGAAACUUGCAAAGAUGCAGCUCCAUGGAAUUGCCCAGCCAGUCACAGCAGUAGCUCUGGCUACUGCUUCUCUGCAAACGGAAAAGGAUAAUUGAGCCCCAGGACAUUCUGGGACUCCAAAGUCUUUCUUAAAAUGUUUAGAGCAAGUAUAGCUCUUACCUUUAUUACUGAAUUUGAAUCUUCUUUUAUUUCUAGGCUGUACAGUCUGAUGCAUGAUUUUUUUAUAAAUAUUUCAUACUCUUGUGAA